UUACAUCAUUGACUGUGUAAGUCUUUGACUCAGAAGCAGAUAUUGAUUACCCUCACCUUUGUUAUAAUAAUGGAAUAGUCUGAACUUUGAUGUGGGAUAAACCAUAUGUCUUUGAGUGGGUGUGUGUGUUUCAUAUGUCAUAUCUCACAAAAUCUCACCAAUUUAGAUGCUCAGAUCAAACACGCUUUUACUUUCACUACACUAGAAAUAUAGAUGAUGAAGUUAUUAUUGGAAAAUGUUUGUGAUUUUGUUUGGUGCCAGAUGCUUUAACUAAAAUCUAAUGGAGUUUGGAUAUUUUUUUCACACACUGGAUGUUGGAAAUUCUGUAGAUGUCUAGUUUUGUUUUUCUCACAGGAAGUUAGAAAAAAAAAGGCAAAUGUGGAUAAUAUUUCGCUGAUAUUUCAAGAUAAAUUUGAUGUUUAUUGUUAAAAGAAAUCAUAUGUGCCUUCUGUGUUAACACAAGCUUCAAGAUAACUGGAGAUUUAUUGCUUUUGUAGUUCUAGUUAAUUGUCAUCUAGUAUUUUAUGGAAACACAUGCUUAUCUUAGAUCUAUGGUAUUUUAUUCUUAAUUACAAGAAAAAAGGAAUUUUGAGAACAAAUUCAAUUGGAAGUGAUAGAAAAAUGAAAAAAAUAAGGCCAGGUUAAAACUUGGAUGUGAUAGUUUCUAUUGUGUGUGCUAAAUUCUAUUUUUCAAAAGGAAUUUACAUGAAAGAUAUUAGACACAGUAGAUAUUGACAUGUCCGAUGAUUUUUACUUAUCAUUAGAGGAAAUUAACGAAGAAGACAUUAUAAUUGGGGAUGAUGAUGAAGAGGAGGAUGUUUCACCCAAUGACAAUCUUACAUUUUCUGCCUUCAAGCAACAACAGUCAAAGAUGGCAGAAAAAAAUGAACAACAAAAAUCUAAUGAGGAACCGAGACAAAACGAGACCAAACAAACUGUAAAAGGAAUGUCGACCAAUGAUAUAUUAAUGCUAGCAUUGCAGGAAUUACAUAAUGAAAGAGGCAGUUUAUUGAGAGAUUUAGAUGACGAAGAUCGACACAGAAAAUGGUAUUUUGAACAACUAGAAAACAUUCGACGUAAAGUGGACGCCCUACCUUCUGAUUUGCAUAAUCGACAGUUAGACCUAACGAGAAGACAGUACCAGUUAGAGGCUAAGAAGGUACGGGACACUUUUGAAGAAACACUCGGUACUAAUGAACAGAUAAUACAAAGACAGGAGGCACGUUUACAGAGAGUAAGAAUUAUAGAGGAGGAAAUCAUGAGAUUGCACAGUCAGCAACAACGAUCUCGGCAACAACAGAUGCAAGUAUCAAACAUGUCAGAGUCUACAGAUAAGGAUCAGACAGAAGAUAUAUAUAACCAGGAACCAGAACAAGACCAAGAGGAAGUAGACAAUAUCUCCAUAGCAAUACAGACAGCAGACUUAACGACGGAUGAAGCUGCCGAUGCUACCAUUAUUGAUCCUGAUGCUAGCUUUAAUGUAUCUUCCCUUUACCACGGUGCUUGGCCAAUCAGCCCUCUCAAAAAAGACUCCAGAGAAAACAGUAUCCAAGGUGUUUCUCAACAACAACAACAGCAGGAUGUUGCCAGUAUUAUGUCCUUCAACUCUACAAAUACAAAUAACUCCCAGAAUUCCAAGUUACCUACUAAACCUCAUCCUCCUUCCAUUGGAGAACCACCUGAGGAGGUGAACGGUGCUACAGGCCAACCACAACCAUUUGGAACUAAGGUUGAAAUGGUGUAUUCCUUGUUGAGUAUGUUAGGUACACAUGACAAAGACGAUAUGAGUCGUACAUUAUUAGCCAUGUCUAGUUCACAGGACAGUUGUAUAGCCAUGAGACAGUCAGGUUGCAUGCCACUUCUCAUCCAGCUUCUCCAUGGAAGUGACAAAGACUCCGCCUUACUGGGGAACACCAGGGGCAGUAAAGAAGCUAGAGCAAGAGCUGCUGCAGCAUUACAUAACAUUGUUCACUCACAUCCUGACGACAAACGUGGACGGAGGGAGGCAAGGGUGCUCAGAUUAUUGGAGCAACUUAGAGCACAUUGUGAUCAAUUGAGAGAUAGUCUAGAUGAAGAGGAAGAUGGAAAAGUAAAAACAGCUCCAAGAACAGGUGAUAUGGAACACCACCCAGGUCCUGCUGUAGCUGCUCUGAUGAAGUUAUCAUUUGAUGAGGAACAUCGCCAUGCUAUCUGUUGUCUAGGUGGCGUUCAAGCAAUAGCUGACCUAAUUGAAGUUGAUCAGCUGACUCACGGUCAUACAACAGAACAAUACAAUAUCACAUUACGACGUUAUGGCUGUAUGGCACUGACAAAUCUUACAUUUGGUGAUGGAACAAAUAAAGCUCUUCUCUGCUCAAUGCAUGGAUUUAUGGAAGGACUUGUUGAACAAUUAAAAUCAAGUUGUGAAGAUUUAGUGCAAGUUGCUGCAAGUGUCUUGCGGAAUCUGUCUUGGAAGGCUGAUUUAGCCAGCAAGAAAUCUUUACGGCAUGUUGGUGCAGCAACAACUCUGAUGAGAGCUUCAAUGGUUGUGAAAAAGGAAGCAACAUUAAAAAGUAUUCUUAGUGCUCUUUGGAACUUAUCUGCUCAUGGUAGUGAAAACAAAGCAGAAAUAUGUGCUGUUGAGGGUGCUUUGGAGUUUCUAGUCAAAACAUUAACAUAUAAAAGUCCGUCCAAAACUACUGCUGUCAUUGAAAAUGGAGGUGGUGUUUUGAGGAACAUUUCAAGUCAUAUUACUGUGCGUGAAGACUAUCGAUUAAUUUUACGACAACAAAACUGUUUGCCACUAUUACUGCGACAGUUACGAUCGGCAAGUUUGACAAUUGUUAGCAAUGCAUGUGGCACAUUGUGGAAUUUAUCUGCACGUUGUGUUGAAGAUCAGAAGGCAUUGUGGGAUAUGGGUGCCGUUAGCAUGUUGAAAAAUCUAGUAAACUCUAAACAUCAAAUGAUUGCAAUGGGAAGUUCAGCAGCAUUGAAAAACUUGGUAGCUGCUUUCCCUUCUAUCAAAAGUAUGAACAUGGACUUGAAACAAAAUAUGAACAGGCCGAUGCUACAUGUUAGAAAACAAAGAGCACUUGAAGAAAGUAUUGACCAGAAUCUCUCAGAAACAUGUGACAAUGUUGAAAGUCCUCGGGACAGCCCGACUGAUACAAGUCAAGGUGAUAAGGAUCGAUCACACUUCCGAUUUCCUGUCAAUCAAAAUGUUGUAAACCAAAUAGAUGAGGUUGAUGGAGGUUUACCGAGAGGUCCUGUAUAUCAGCACAGCAAUAGUGGGGAAAAUUCACCUAGAUCUGACAGUCGCUUGUUGUCUCCCAAACGUGUUGCUAGAUCUGGAAGUCAGGACAGUGUUGGAAGUACUCAUUCAGAUAUUUCUCAUGACAGAUUACGAUAUCAUGGCAUCAAACAAUUACAGGAUCGUCAUGGUGGAAGUUUAGAUCGUAACACAGGACAGAGACAAAAUGUUCUUCCAGAAAAUUCUCAGCUCAAAAAUGCCAAUAGUAGAAUAGCACAGACAAUGAAAGAAGUUGAAGCUCAGAGAUUAAUGGACAAUAAUAUGAAUCAACAGGCUAUUGUUAAUCCUCAAGCCUCGAGAGCAGACGGACAAUUCUCACUUCCACAUGCCUUACUUUAUCGUAGCUUUAAUAUGCCAUCUAGUAGUAAUCAGCAGGUUGUCAUGGGUAACUAUGGCAACAAUCCUAUUUAUGGUAUGCCACAGACAGUUAAUAUGAUAUACAACGCUCAGUCAUCGUCAGAUGAGGACAACGAUCAGCCAAUAGAUUAUAGCAUGAAGUACACCGAUGUUCAGAACACACCUUCACCAACCAUUCGACCUCAGUUACCUCCUGCUCCCAGAUAUGCCUUCGUGAGACCUUCAUCUGAUCAACAUGUAAACAUGGGACCAAGGAUGAUGCAUCAUUCAUUUUCGGGGCAGCCAUCUUUUAACCGUUUUGGCUUCCAACAGCAAAUACGAAUGAUGUCACCAAGUUUCCCACCACCUCAGGUCAUGAUGAAGAUGUCGUCGUCAUAUACAGAAACUGAUCUUGACCAUGAUGACCAACCAACUGAUUUCUCCGUUCGUUAUGCUGAAAACCAUGACGAACCUUACAAUGAAAAGCAGAGAGGUUAUGAACCAGAAAGGUCAAGACCUUAUGAACCAAGAGAACAGGACCCAUACAAAAACUGUGCUGAUUGUAAGUUAGAAGAGGCAAGAUGGAUGAAUGAUCGUAUAGAGGAAAUGCAUGGUAAUGAAGACCAGGUCACAACCUUUUAUACAGAAGGGACGCCAAGAUAUUAUUUGUCGAUGGCAAACUCACUAACCGAUCUAUCAAAACCUGUUCAUGAUCAUGACAAUAAUGACACUGAUGAUGGACAGAUGAAGGAAGAACCCACUGAUUAUAGUUCUCAGGUUGACGAGAAACAAAGUGGUUCUGGAUCAGAGAAACGAAGUGGAUCUGGUAGCCUGAACACAGACCAUAAUACUGGUUCAACUGUUAUACCCAGUUAUAGUCGUAAUAGUGCCGACAAGGAAAUGAGUCCAGAUAGCAGUAGAGACGAAGAGAAUGUCAUUCAGCAGUCAUUCCAUGCUCCCGAUGAUGAUGAUACAGCCGAAGACCAAAUUAAGACUUAUUGUGAAGAAGGCACACCAAUCUGUUUCUCUCGAGUAAGUUCAUUGAGCAGUUUACACAGCAGUGAGGCCCAUGAUCGAGGUGAUAAAACUCCCACUACAGGAGUCUCUAAUCUGCAAAGUAUUAAUGAACAUGAUGAUACACCUCAGAAAAAACCAAUGUGUGCACCAAAGUAUACUCCUAUUACUGGCAGACAGAAAUUAUUGAGCGAUUCUGACAACACAGAGUGUUCAGAAAAAGAACGAAAAACUGUUACAUUUGAUGAUAGCCACCAUGUUGAGGACACACCUUUGAUGUUUUCCAGAUGCAGUUCUCCCGAAUCGUUAAGUAGUUUUGAUGGUCAUUCAGUUCAUAGUUCAGUAGUGAGUGAAUAUAGUCGUAGAGCUAGUGAAGUUGUCUCACCAAGUGAACUGCCAGAUUCACCAAGUGAAAGUAUGCCUGGAAGUCCAAACCCUGAGCAAGAACAAGAAAAGGGAUCAGAUACUGGUAGCAAACAGAGUGACUUCCCUUCCCUGCCGAAACAGUUCACAAACCUGCUAGGAAGGAAUGUUCAAAUGGUUCGACCUCUUCCACCAGGUCCUCAGAAUCCAAUUAAACGUAUUCCAAUGGACACUGCCUCAACUGUAAGCAAAGAUGAACCACCGAGAAUUUAUGCUGAUGAAGGUACACCGCCAUAUUUUUCGGAAACUUGUAGUGUUCUCAGUUCAUUGACAGUCGAUGAUCCUGAACCAGUAAAGCCACUGGAUUUGAAAAAUAAUACUUAUACCUUGACAAAUAUAGAUGAAAAUGAUGAAACUGUUGUUUACGACCAUGAGAAAGAUGAUUCAUCUAAUUCUGAGGUUUCUGAAGGGGAAGAAGAUAUUUUGAAACAGUGCAUCAGUGCUGCUAUGCCUAGAAAGAUGCGCAGAAGUUCCUCUGACAACAUGAUAAAAAAGAAAAAUGGCUCAAAAUCUGAAUCACCAAAUAAAUCUGACAAACAAAAGCAAAAAACUGCUAUGAGAAUGUCACAUUCAGAAGAUUUCACCAAUAAUGGUGCUGCCGAUGAUGACGUCAAGCUGUUUGCAAAUGAAGGUUUACCACCUCAGGCAAAUGUCAAAAAGGUACCACCGCAGCCACAACCAAAACCUAAAAAUCAAAAUAAUUAUCAGUUAGGAAGUGAAAAUCAGGAUAGUUUGAAGAAGUAUGCUGAUGAAAAUGUUCCAUAUAGUAAAAAUCUAGCAUCUGCCAAACAGCAAAAUCGUCAGGCUCAAGGGGGGAGAGUUUUACAAGCACAGCAAACAAAUUCUCAAGUAUUCUAUAAGGUUGGACCAUCUGCUCAGCAUCCACAAGGUGAUACUUUAAGGCAUUAUGCAAAUGAAGGGGCACCACCAAUCCAAAAUGCAAACAAACCUAAAAACUUCCAGAAAAUUCAAAAUAUAUUGAGAGGUGAUGUUGACAUUUAUGAUUCUUAUGGAGAUUCUGUGACAUCAUAUGCUACUGAAGGAACGCCAAUGAAUGGAUCAGCUGCUGUGUCGCCCAGCGUGAAGAAAGCAAAUCCAUUCAAUUUUGAAGACGUUGAUGAAGUUGAAAUUCCCGAUGAUGAUAUGGUAAAGUCUUAUGCUGUUGAGGAUACGCCCUAUAAUAUAUCAAUGCCGACAUCUCCUAAGCAUGAGCAGUCGACAGAUAAGGCAAAACUAGAGGAGAAACAUAAGGAAAAGUUAAAACAGUUAGCCGAUCUAGAUAAACAUGAAGGAGAAGAUGCUGUUACCACCUAUGCCACUGAAGAUACGCCCAUUAGCUUUUCUCAUGCAACUUCUCUAAGUGACCUCAGCGUAAUUACAACAAAUCUGUCCGUAGGGGACGAAAGCUUGAGUCCAAAACCUGAAAUUAAACUGAAAAAUGAAACUGAGAAUGUAAAUGAAAAGGAUGAAAUAGAGCAAGAAAAUGCGGAUAAAACUUUAAAAGGGGAAGACGAUGAUACUGAGUCAGAAGGAAGUUCGUUUGAUGAUGAUAGUGAUGACCUACUUUCUGAGAUUAUAAUGUCUGCUAUGCCUAAAGGGAAAGACUUAGGAGAUAAAAAUGCUCAGGUGAAAAAUUCUCAAAAAUAUGAUACUGAUCGUAAGGCGGAAGGGUCAGAAACAAAAUCAAGUACAAAAUCUUGUCAAUUGAAUGAAAAGCAAGUAAAGAGUCAACCAGAAUCUCAUCCAAAGGCCUUCCAACCUCAGCGAACCUCAAGUCAUAUUAGUACAAGUGUACUGAACAUGAAUACCGAUCAGAUUCGUACAUACACAACUGAAGAUACUCCAAAUAAUUUUUCAAGUGCUACUUCUUUGAGUGAUUUAACAAUUGAUUCAUCAGACAUACCUAUUAAUUUCUCUCAUCCAGUAACAACCGGAUCAACAACUUUCAAGGAGUCCAUAUCUAUCAGUAGGACAUUUCAAAAUUCAGUCGACGAUUCUGUCUUUAUUCAUAGUGAAUCUGCCGAUUCUGUUCGUAUUUAUAAUGUUGAAGAUACACCUCAGAGUUUCUCCUGCAGUGAUUCUCUAAGCUCACUUGGUAUUAUUGAUGAUGAUAAAGAUUCCACAUCAGAAAAACUUGCUAAACUUCUUGGAAGUUCAAAAACAUCUAAAAGUUCUGGGUCUUCCAUUUUACCAGAUCCUGACCUUCAGCGGGAAGUGGAAGGUCAGUCAAGUGAUGAAACGAAGUCUACAAAAUCAGAAUCAGUAAAAAGUUUAGAAACUGAGGAAAUAAAGAAUACUAAUUUUGUUGAUGAUGAUGAUGAUGAUGAUGCUGAAUUCUCAGAACUUGAUGAGGCUUUGCUUAAUGACUGUAUUACAUCUGCUUUACCCAAGAGUCGACCAAAAAGUGAAAUGGACAAAUCACAAAAUUCGUCAAGACGAAGUGUUCCAAAUUCUUCCUCUCUAAAAGAUAUUUCAUCAAAUACAAGGAAAGACAGGCAUUCCAUUGAUUCUGGUCUUCCUUUCUCUGAAUAUCACGGUACAAUAGAAACACAGGCGGAAGUUCACAGCAGGAUGUCUAGAAGUUGUUCGUCUGCAGAGGAUUUUGAAUAUAUGAACCAUGGCCGAAGUCGACAUCAAACUCAUGAAUCACGCUAUUCCUCGUGGCAAAAGACUGCACAGGACAAACCAUCUGAGUUCAUUUUUGCCAAACCGGCAGAUGUGAAACGAGGUGCUUGGAAACGAUCAAGAUCACAAGACAAUGAAGGAAUAAAAGAAAGAAAAGAAUUUUCGAACAUGGAGUUGGCAAAAUCUGGCCAAUAUCGUGGACAUACAAUGCAUUAUUCUGUAGAAGCAAUUCCAACUUAUCAGGAUAACAACCAAUCAAUUCAUGGAUACCAUAGCUUACCACGACGUAAGAAUGUCCGCUCUAAUGAACAGUUAUAUGACAAGAGAAUGAAUCGUAGCUUGGAAAAGUUUAAUCAGCAGUAUGAUAAUAUAACAGACUACGGACCAAUUGAUCAUCCAAAACAAGCAAGUUACGAAGAGGUCAAUGAAAUUGCUCGAGAAAUUGCAUCUCACCCAAUAAUUGGACUUGAUAAUUUUGGUUUUGAUUCUGGUGGAAGUAAUGAGAACGUAGCAUUGGAUAGUGCUGAUGUGACCAUGACAGAAAAUGUGUGUAGUGCUAACGUAACAAUAACAAAUGAAGAUAUACAAAACGCAAUGCAAUUUGUCAUGCCUGAAGAUGGUGGAGAGGAUCCAGAGUGCUCCUUCGAGGAGGAAUUUACAACAGAAAAUGAAAGAAGUCUGUUGGAUGAUGCCAGUCGUAUUGUGAUGGAAAUUCAGCACAAACGUAUGAUUGGUAGUAGCAUGGAUGAAGAUAUGUUUAUUGAUAAUGAGACAAUGUCAUUAGUCUCUUGUGGAUAUACGUCGGAUACUGCUUCAGAAAAAUCUGGCACUUGGUCUGUACAUUCGGAAAAAAUAAGUGAUUUUUCAGGGUCCACUCCAACUGAAGACUUUUCUAUUUCUAGUGGACCAAGAAUUGUGAAACCCAACGAAAAACCAAUGGCACCACAGAAAAGUGUUGAAUCUGAUAAGUCUGUCAGAGGCCGUAGGAAGCCACUGUAUAGUCCAAGGACCCCACAUCAACAAAAACCUACACCAACUAAACAGGAAAUGAAUGCGAUCAAUGCAAAGCAGGCCAAUAUAACAAAAGCUAUUGCCAGACCAAGUGGACCAGCUAGGUCCAGGUCCCAUCCUCAGGCAAGUAGCACACCAAAUAAAGCACAAAUGAAACCCAAGAUUCCAAAACCAAAUGGCACUACACCAGUUAGUAGGCUCUCAGUUAAUGCUAAAAAUAGUCCAUCACGCUUACCAACUGCAACAACUCCGAAUCGUAAAGUCAUAGCUAAUAGUGCUGAAAAACCUAAACCUUUAGUAAAACAAGGAACAUUUACUAAGGAAUCGUCAUUUGAAAAUGCACCGAUUAUUGGGUCACAUGAAGACAAUCGUAAAUUGGAAAAUGUAGACAAUGUAGAUAAUGGACAACCAGUUUCUAGUGGCAAAAAGCAAAAUAAGGAAAAUGCUGUACCUAAUUCAUGGGUAAAAGCUUUAAAUUCUCAUAACUUUAUUUUGGACUCUACUGAAGACAAAACAGAAAACUUAGAAACAAAUAAGACUGUUGUCAAAACAUUAAAAACUAUUAAAAGUAGUGGACCUAGUCAGACAACAAAAACUCCAGUGAAAAACACUAAAAAUAAAGUUGUGAAUAGUGAUCUUAAGAAGACUUUAAGUGGCACACAGUUAAAUGUCACUAAAACUGGAAGUGGCAAUUCAUUGAAUAAAGUUGGAACCAACUUAAAUAAAUCUGGAAGUGGACAAAUGUUGAAUAAAUCUGGAAGUGGACAGAUGUUGAACAAAUCAGGCAGCAGUGUGAACUUGAAUAAAUCUGGAAGUGGCAAUUAUCUAAAUAGAUCUGGGCAAAAUUUGAAACAGACUGGAUCAAAUCCAAACCUGAAGAAAGUGUCUAGUAAAAGUGACUUGAAGAAAUCUGAUAGUAUUGCAAGUCUAAAAAAUAACUCGAGACCUACAACACCAGUGGCUAGAAAAAAUUCAGCUACUAACCCGCCUUCUAAUAAAAAAAGUGAAAGUCAGUUAAAUAAGUCUUCCUCUUUCUCUUCUGAAAAUCGUAGAGGUAGUGCCGGCGUGGGUAAAAAGCAAGUAGGAAGUAAAAUCGCUGGUUUAUGGAAAAAGGAUGACAGUUUCAAUGAAGGCACGCCAAAAUCAAAUAAUUCAAAACUUCCAGUUUCGACAGUAUCUCCAUCAAGAUUACCGAGAGCAAAUUCAGGGAGUAAACUCCAGCCACCUAAAACUGAUACAUUAAGUGCCAAAAACAUUUCAAUCGAUGAAGCAUCUGAAAAUCAAAAGGAUGAAAUAAGUCGUAGUUCAACUUAUGAUAAGUUAGUUACCGUUAAUCGUUGUAGUCAGUUGCCAUGCCCAGAUAACGAGUCUGAUGAAGAAGUUGAUAACGAGGUAAUGAAAUUGUCAGGAUUAUCACUUCAAGAUAAGGAUGAUGAUGGACUGAAAUCUAGAUCUAAGGGAAAUAACUCUGAAAAUCGUAAAAGUGUAGGAGGAAAAAGUUCACAAAGUAGUAUUUCCCCGGAGAAAGAAUCUACAAGUUAUUCAAAAACUAGUUCUUCAAGUAGUAAAGAUAUUUCACCAGAGAAAAAUAAAUCUGUGGGAGACUUUGAUUUAAAGUCCUUGGAGAAACGAAUCGAUUCUGGAACAUGGAAGAAAAAGAAGUCUGACUUGGAUAAGAGUAGUGUUCAAGUCCCAGAUGCAGACGAAACAAGCAAAUCACUGGAAGCUGUGAAACUACUACUGGAGUCUUCAAUAGCAAAUGGGAGCAUAGCUGGUAGUGUUAUGAAUGAAAGUGUUUCUAGUCAAGCAAGUUCAACUAUGAGUUCGUGGAGGAGAAAUACAGAGGAAUCAUUUGCUAGUGUCGCCAGUGACGACGAAGACUCAAUUUGGGUGAGACGAGAUGGCAAUACUUCUCGUUCAGAACCGGAGCUGAACAAACAUUCAUUAAGUCCAAAAAAGAAAUCAAAAGAGAAAAAGGAAGGUAGCAAAAGUUUUCUUCCGAAAGGAUUGAAAAAUAUAUUCAGUAGGAAAAGUUCGGAAUCUAAAAAAUCGGGAUCAAAAUCAUCGUUAUAUUCAUCACGUGAGAGUAUUCAUUCUAUUCACUCGGUUCAUUCAGUUCAUUCUGUGUCGGUAUGUGAAGUCAGGGAAAUUGAAAAAAUGAAUAAAAAGAAAGGAAAGAAGGAAAAGGAUAGUAAGAAAAGAAACAGUAGUGUAUGUUCCUUAGAUAAUGUAAAGACAAGUCCACAAUCGGCACUGGUUCCACCUUUUAAUUACAAGCCUUCUGCUACUGUUGUCAAAUCAGACACUGAGAGCAAAGUGGACUUGAACAAAAGUAGGAUAGACGAUGACGAUGUGUUCUUAAAGCCAGCAGUGCCAGCAAAGAAAGCUGCAGCACCACCGUCUACCCAGCAUGCAACAAAAACUGAAAUGUUAAUGGCUCGUAGACGAGCUUCGUUUUUGAACAGUGUGAAAUCUGACGGGAGUUCAGGGGAUGAGAAAAAAAGUAAAAGUUGUAAAGUGACUACAGUGUAAAAUAUUGCUCAUGAUAUAUAUAUCACGUUAAAUGUCUGGUAGGUUGUCUAUAGAUCUUCAUUUAUCACUGUUGUAACACAUUUAAUACAAGGUCGUUUUGAAUGAUUUUUUUACAAUGACAUCUGACUGGUCAAAUAUGAUUUGAGCUGAUUUGGAUAGAAAUCAACCCUAUGAAAAUGAAUAUCAAUACAUCUGUAAGCUUAUUUUGGGUUGAAAAAAUCUGCUUAAUCUGUACCUGUUUGGAAAUUAAGUUGGUAUAAGAACCCUACAAAACAGACCAAAAUUCAGCUUUUAUUUCGUUUUUGAAUAUUCCAAAAUCAAUCAAAGUCUUAUACAUGUAUAUGUUUACGUGCACUUGCAUAAGGUCGAUUUCUAUCGGAUGCAGCUCAUUUAUUGAAUAUUUUAUUUUAUCAUAUAUACGUUGUCCAAAGGUCUUCGUUUACCAUUGAAAUACAUUUAUUGCAGGUCAUUUUAAACGAUAAGAUUUUUUUCAUGAUACACAAUGACAUCUGACUGGUCAAAUAUAAUUUAUGGAAAUGUUUAAUGUAAUUCAUCUAUAGGUUGUCGAUAGAUCUUCAUUUAUCAUUGUUUAAAACACAUUUAAUACAGGUCAUUCUGAAAGAUAGAUUUUUAAAAUUAUGUACAGUGACAUUUGGCUGGUCAGAUAUAAUUUAUUGAAAACUACUUUAAGUUUAAAAAUACUAUUGAAAGUUAAAGAUGGCAAAUAGAUUACAAAAGUAUUGGAACUAUGCCCUUCAAAAUGUGUAAAAAAGUGUGGGCAAUUUCUGAAUAUGUUAGUACAAUGUACUGAAAAUUUAGAAAUUAUUGCAUGCAUUUAUUAUUGCGAUUUUUGAAAAAUGGACAAAAAUGUGAGAUUAAUUAUAGCGAUUUAAGAAAAAUGUGCAUUAAGAUAUAUUGAUCAGAUAUCAGAAUGCGAGUUCUUAUUAUUGCGAUGCUCACCCAGUCGCAUUAAUAAAAACAUUGCAGUAAUUUCUGAAUUUACAGUAGUAUAAGAUUAUGAUAGGACUUUUCUUGAGCUAUUAACAUCUUCAUUCUUGUCUUGGUGCUGUCCUAAAUCUAAUAUCAGGAUUUAUGCUGAUUCACAAUUUUCUUGCAUUUCCCCCGCUUCAAAAUACAAAUCAGUUCCUACACGUUAAGAUAAUUUGAUAACAGUUGUUCCCAAGAACUUCAAAAAGGUAGAUAUUAAUGACUUUAAAGAAAAUCUAAUAAGAAAAGACAGCUAUUUCAAAUUUCUUUUGUUUAAUUUCGAUUUUGUCAAAUUUUCCGUACAUUCAAUUUUAAUAAAAAAAAAUUAUUAAAUUUGUAAUUCAGCCAUCUGACAAAAAUUGCAAGGAAAUUUAUUUAUGAUAGAAUAGUGUUUGCUAUAAUGAAUGAACUUGUUUAAGGAUCUCAACUAAUUUUAAGUGCUGUAGAAAUAGUUCUGUAUACAAACAGAACAAUAGUUAAAGUUGUUGUAGCUUGUUAGUAAGAAUGUAUUUUGUAUAUGCUGUGUACUAAUUUUGUCAUAUUGUACAAAUCAUAAAGUGUACAGACUUUUUGUACAAGUUAUCAGUAUUUUGCAAACCUUAACAUAAUUUGAUAAAACAAGCAGACGAUCUUUCAUUUAGCUUGUUGCUGUCAAAUUUGCAAUGCUACGAAAAUUAUACGAAGUUUUUAUAAGGGCAUAAUGAUAUAUUUUGGGGAAUUGAAGUCUGGUAUAAGCCAAGAAUAUACAUGUAGAAUCUAAAACCAAUCUGGUGGUCUUAUUUGCAGUUUUAUUCCAAAGACACUGAUUAAUACUGUUAUGUUGAAAUAUACAGAUUUGUGUGUAAAAUAUCAAGCUCCCCUGGUUAACUAUUCAAGAUAAACUUACUCACCUGGUGAAAGAAGGCAGGUGUCAAAAUACUGAUAACUUUGUACAAUAAAGUCUGUACAAAAUUACUUGUACACAACAUAUACGUGCAUGAGUAAGAGUUAUUUUUCUACUUGAGUAUCUGAUAUCAAAUAUUAAUAUAACAGCUGUGCUUUAUCUUCAAAAAAUUCUCAUAUGCUUUUGUAAGAUAUGUUUUGUAUAAACUGAUGAUCAUGUGAAGUAUUUGAACUGUAGUGAAUAAUUUUCUGUGUUAUAAAAGGGUACAUAUCAGUCACUGAUUAAAUCACGCUUGGGGAACACACACCUUUUAACUUUGAAAAAAUUUAGUGUCUGACAAAGAAAAAUAUAUCCAAUUGUUCUAUGGUUGUACACAUUCGUGAAAAUUUUGGAUGCAUUGUAAAAUUAAAAUCAGCAAAGAUGAUCCCUUAUUUCAGUCCUUAUUUUAUUCUAAAAUUUCCAGAUACAUUUUUUUUAAAAUUUUUAUUUAACAUAAUUCUAAAUUUACCUUUUAACUUACAGAUUGAUUUUUCCUUUUUCCACAAAUAAGAACUGUUCAGUUCUUCCCUUUUUUGUUCAAAAUUACUUCAUCUUUCAAUAGACACAAGAGGAGUUCACUAAAAUAUAAAAUCACUUUAAAAAUGUAUACUCAAUACAAACCUACAUCUUUUUCUUUCUUUUUGUGAAAUGAAAUUAAAAGUUUACAAGUUUGUAGUAAAAAUAUCAAUUUGUUGGUGCAUUUAGCUGUUUGUAAAUAUAUGUAUAGUUAGUUGUUUAACUACCUCUAUGAAAUAAACUGUAAAUGUACAAAUAUUUGGUAGAUAAUUAACUGUACAAAUUUAUAGAAGUUUUUGCUGUUAUAUAAUGUAACAAAUUUGAUGUUAAUUGUCAGCUUUUUAUACAUGCAUAUACCUUUUGUUACCUUUGCAUUUAACAUUUAUAUUGCAAAAAUGUCCAUGUAAUUUUGAGCACAUUUGUUUGCCUGUGUAAAUUUGAAAACACAGUUAAAGAGAGAUAACUCUAACAAGCAUCAUAACUGUUCUGAAUGAAACAUCUGCUGCAUUUGUCUGCUUUUUAUAGUGAAAUUUUCUAUAGAUAUAUGAAUGAAAAAUUGUAUAUUUGAUAUAAGAGGCAUUAUUUCUGUAUUAAUUCCCCAUAAAUCUGGACUGAGAUCAGACAGCAACCCAAAUAAAAAAAAUCAUUAAGGCUCAAAAGAAAGUACACUUUUUUUUAAGGUCUACAAAUCAUUGUAACUCUUUGUAUUGAUCUUUUUUCUUCAAAUUUCUUCAAUGAUUAUGAUUGAUUAAUUAUUUUGAAGGGUUAAAACGUCGCUUGUGGCAAAAAAUAUGCAAAUGAAUACAAAUAGGGCCAUUUUUGUUCAAACAUUCCUGUAGGAAAACUGCAGUGUUCUGUUGUAAGAGGUAUUAGUAGUAAUUGUGUAGAAUUUUCCAUUCUUUACUGCCUCUCCAAAAUAUCUUUAUAUUUUAUAAGAUACAAUCCAAACAAAGAUCAUAUUCCAAUUUUGGUUUUGAAAUAUAUUAAAUCACUAGGAGUCAUAGUUUUACUCUGUUAAACAAGUCAUCUCUUUAAUCAGCAUAAAUUGUAAAUGGACUGGAUAUAUAUUCACUUUUUUCUAUCCUUUUCUGCCUCUCCAAAAUAUUUUUACUUUUAUAAGAUACAAUCCAAACACAGAUCAUAUUUCAAUUUUGGUUUUGAUAUAAAAUCACAAGGAGUCAUAGUUUUACUUUCUUGAACAAGUUACCCCUUUAAUCAGCAUAAAUUGUAGAUGGGACUGGAUAGAUAUCCCCUUUCUUCAAAAGAGUGAAGUAGAAGUAAAUCUAUAAAAUUUGAGUACUAAUUUAUUGAUUUCAUAAUGUUUAUAAUUUUGUUCCCAAAUUUGUUCUGUUGAAAGAGAAGGUUGUCAUAUGUCAGUAUUGAUAAAACAUGAUCUGUUUGGGGUUUGAGUUCAUGCACUAAACAGUUUUAAUUUAUUUAAAGGUUGUAAAAUUAAUUUUUAUGUGCAAAAAUUGGCAUUUCAUUUUUAUUAAUUAGUUGUUUCAAAGAUUUUAUAUAUAUGUGUUACUAGAUUUUUAACUUCAACAUUUAAAAAAAAAUUAGAUAAGUAAGACAGUAUUCCUAAUGUUAUUUCAUCUUGAAUCUUAAAUUAAUAAAAAAAGGUAAUUAAUCAUUCUUAAAUUUAUUGAAAUAGACACUCUCUUGGUAAUAAGUGGACCUUCCAAUAAAGUUCUAUAAAUGACACAAAAUAGAUUUGUUUUGCGGAGAGUAAAUAUGAAUACUGGUACUUACAAUUAUAUUACUGGAAAAUGUUACUUUUGCCGACUCUGCACUUUCUGAAAAUGCCUGUAUUUUAUCGCGAAAGAUUAUUUACGUAAAAAUUUACUACACACAAAAACUUCAUUUACCCUACUACAGCCAUCAUUAUCAUAUGUACAGGUUAAAAACUUGUUGUGUGUCAAGAAUCAUGUUAACAAGAUGUGUAUAUUAUGUGUAAACAAGUUGUGUAUAUUGUGUAAACAAAUUUACUGCCAUUUUGUAGUUGUGUUCAGUGACUGGAUGCUGGCCUAUUGUGGCUUCUAAUAUAAGUAUCAAAACUUA
Molecule: messenger RNA, 15716 nt
Organism: Mytilus californianus (California mussel)
Lineage: Eukaryota; Metazoa; Mollusca; Bivalvia; Mytilida; Mytilidae
Product: adenomatous polyposis coli protein-like
Exons: 11
Coding region: 737-11230 (3497 amino acids)
Biological process (GO): negative regulation of canonical Wnt signaling pathway; cell migration; negative regulation of microtubule depolymerization
Cellular component (GO): catenin complex; cytoplasmic microtubule; beta-catenin destruction complex
Molecular function (GO): beta-catenin binding; gamma-catenin binding; microtubule binding
Source: RefSeq, a predicted model, not a curated record